UGCAGGAUCUGGAAAAGCAGAAUGUUGACUUCAAACAACGGAGACAUGUGGUUAUGUCUGGUUUCCAAAAGAAAAGGAAGCGCAACUGAAAACUGCUGCUGUAUUUUUUCCCAUUAAACCAGUAAAGGGAAGUUGAAUUUGCUCUAACAGCAACUCUGGAGAUGCUGAGGGUAGUGUUAUCUUUUUACAAAGUCACCAGAGGUUGUGUUCAAGUGGACAGUCUUCCUCAACACGGUGGACUGGUUUAAAAAAAAAAUAAGAGAGGAGUGUGUGUGAUCUGAUGUGAAUUCAGCAGCAUGGAUCAGUGUGAGCAGCAUAAGGCUCAGAGGAUCCAUCAGAAACCAGAACCUGAACCUCACCAUGAACCUGGACCUGAUCCCAGUUGUUUGUCCUGUAAAAGCAACCAAUCGAACGAUUUUUUAAUCGACUUUAAAACAGACCAUCAGAGUAUCUAUGAAAGACCUGAACCUGAACGUCAAAGUCAAUACGAACCGGGCACUGAAUCUGAACCCAGCUGUGUGUCCUUUAAGAGCAACGUGUCAAAAGAAGCGUUUAUCUUCUUCAAAUCAGACCAUCAGAGAGUGGCCCAGCAAAGCUCAGAUGGUCCCAGUGGUCAAUCUACCCAGCAGCAUCAAGCACAGCUGGACUCCAUAUUUAUGCUGCUGGAGGACAACAUUGUCACCUUUGUUAAGAAUGAGCUGAAGAAGAUCCAGAAGGUCCUGAGUCCAGAUUACCCAGAAAGUCAGGAAGAGGAUGAGGAGGUGCCAGAGGGUGAGGAUGCAGAGCAGAGGAGGAUCAGCAGAGAUGCAUUUGUGAAGAUCACACUGCACUUCCUGAGGAGGAUGAAGCAGGAGGAGCUGGCUGACUGUCUGCAGAGCAAACUUUUUACUUCAGUUUGUCAACGUAAACUAAAAUGUGGUCUGAAGAAGAAGUUCCAGUGUGUGUUUGAGGGGAUUGCUAAAGCAGGAAACCCAACCCUUCUGAACCAGAUCUACACAGAGCUCUACAUCACAGAGGGAGGGACUGCAGAGGUCAGUGAUGAACAUGAGGUCAGACAGAUUGAAACAGCAUCCAGGAAACCAGACAGACCAGAAACAACCAUCAGACAAGAAGACAUCUUUAAACUCCCACCUGGAAGAGAUGAACCAAUCAGAACAGUGAUGACAAAGGGAGUGGCUGGCAUUGGGAAAACUGUCUUAACACAGAAGUUCACUCUGGACUGGGCUGAAGACAAAGCCAACCAGGACAUCCAGUUGACAUUUCCACUGACUUUCAGAGAGCUGAAUGUGCUGAAAGAGAAAAAGUUCAGCUUGGUGGAACUUGUUCAUCAUCUCUUUACUGAAACCAAAGAAGCAGGAAUCUGCAGCUUUGAAGAGCUCCAGGUUGUCUUCAUCUUGGACGGUCUGGAUGAGAGUCGACUUCCUCUGGACUUCCACAACAACGAGACCCUGACUGAUGUUACAGAGUCCACCUCAGUGGAUGUGCUGCUGACUAACCUCAUCAGGGGGAAACUGCUUCCCUCUGCUCGCCUCUGGAUAACCACACGACCUGCAGCAGCCAAUCAGAUCCCUCCUGGUUUUAUUGACAUGGUGACGGAGGUCAGAGGAUUCACUGACCCACAGAAGGAGGAGUACUUCAGGAAGAGGUUCAGAGACGAGGAGCAGGCCAGCAGGAUCAUCUCCCACAUGAAGACAUCACGAAGCCUCCACAUCAUGUGCCACAUCCCAGUCUUCUGCUGGAUCACUGCUACAGUUCUGGAGGAUGUGCUGGAAACCAGAGAGGGAGGAGAGCUGCCCAAGACCCUGACUGAGAUGUACAUCCACUUCCUGGUGGUCCAGACCAAAGUCAAGAAGGUCAAGUAUGAUGGAGGAGCUGAGACAGAUCCACACUGGAGUCCAGAGAGCAGGAAGAUGAUCGAGUCUCUGGGAAAACUGGCUUUUGAUCAGCUGCAGAAAGGAAACCAGAUCUUCUAUGAAUCAGACCUGACAGAGUGUGGCAUCGAUAUCACAGCAGCCUCAGUUUACUCAGGAGUGUUCACACAGAUCUUUAAAGAGGAGAGAGGACUGUACCAGGAGACGGUGUUCAGCUUCGUCCAUCUGAGUGUUCAGGAGUUUCUGUCUGCUCUUCAUGUCCGUCUGACCUUCAUCAACUCUGGAAUCAACCUGAUGGAAGAGGAACAACUAAAAGUUUCUGUGUGGUCUAAAUUAUUUAACAAACAAAAUCUAACAAAGCUUCAUCAUAGUGCUGUGAACAAGGCAUUACAGAGUCCAAAUGGACACUUUGAUUUGUUCCUUCGCUUCCUCCUGGGCCUUUCACUCCAAAACAAUCAGAGUCUCCUACAAGGCCUGCUGACACCCACAGGCAGUAGUCCCCAGACCCACCAGGAAACAGUCUUGUACAUCAAAGAGCAGAUCAAUGAGGAUCAACGUGUAGAAAAAAGCAUCAAUCUGUUCCACUGUUUGAAUGAGCUAAAUGAUCACUCUCUAGUGGAGGAGAUCCAACAGUUCCUGAGAUCAGGAUGUCUCUCCACAGAUAAACUGUCUCCUGCUCAGUGGUCAGCUCUGGUCUUCAUCUUACUGUCUUUAGAAGGAGAUUUGGAGGUGUUUGACCUGAAUAAAUACUCUCCUUCAGAGAAGGUUCUUCUAAAGCUUCUGCCAGUGGUCAAAGCUUCCAAUAAAGCUCUACUGAGAAGCUGUACCAUCUCAAGUGAAGGAUGUGAAGCUCUGUCCUCUGUCUUAAGCUCCCAGUCCUCCAGUCUGGCAGAACUGGACGUGAGUACGUACGACUCUGGAGCAAAGCUGCUGUGUGAUGGACUCCUAAGUCCACACUGUAAACUGAAAACUCUCAGACUUAGAAGCUGUAUCCUCUCAAAGGAAGGAUGUGAAGCUCUGUCCUCUGUCUUAAGCUCCCAGUCCUCCAGUCUGACAGAACUGGACUUGAGUAUCAAUGACUCUGGAGUGAAGCCGCUGUGUGUUGGACUGCAGAAUUCACAUUGUAAACUGGAAACUCUCAGGCUCAGUGUCUGCGGCCUCUCUGAAGGAAAUGUUGGAGUUGUGUCCUCAUUUCUCAGCUCCCAGUCCUUCAUUCUGAAAUCCCUCUACUUGAAUCACAACAAUCUGCAGGAUUCAGGAGUGAAGCUGCUCUCUGGACUGAGUCCACACUGUCAACUGCAAACUCUCAGGCUGAGUGUGUGCGACCUAUCAGAGAGAAGCUGUGAAGCUCUGUCCUCAGCUCUCAGCUCCCAGUCCUCCAGUUUGAGAGAACUGAAUCUGAGCAACAAUGACCUGAAGGAUUCAGGAGUGAAGCAUCUGUGUGGAGGACUGGAGAGUUCAAACUGUAAACUGGAAAUUCUCAGCUUGUCAGGCUGUCUAAUCACAGAAAAAGGCUGUGCUGCUCUGGCCUCAGCUGUGACCUCCAACCCUUCCCAUCUGAAAGAGCUAGACCUGAGCUACAAUCACCCAGGAGACUCAGGAGUGACGCUGCUCUUGGAUGCACUGAAAGAUUCACACAAACUCAGGUGGGAGCCUGCUGGAGAACGAUGGUUGAGACCAGGUCUGAGGAAGUAUUCCUGUCAACUUACAAUUGACACAAAAACAGUAAACAAGAAACUCAGACUGUCUGACAACAACAGGAAGGUGACACGCAUGGAGGAGCUUCAGUCAUAUCCUGAUCAUCCAGACAGAUUUGAUGUCUGGCCUCAGCUGCUGUGUAGCAGUGUUCUGACUGGUCGCUGUUACUGGGAAGUCGAGUGGAGAGGAGAUGUUUCUAUAUCACUGAGUUACAGAGGAAUCAGUAGGAGAGGAGAUGAAGUGUGUGUGUUUGGAUCCAACGAUCAGUCGUGGAGUCUAGAGUGCUGUGAUGAUGAUGGUCGUAACUCUGUCUGUCACAACAACAGAUGCACACCCAUCUUCUCUUCUUCUUCCUCCUCCUCAUCCUUCUCUAGAAGAGUAGCAGUGUAUGUGGACUGCCCUGCUGGCACUCUGUCCUUCUAUAAAGUCUGCUCUCACACACUGAUCCACCUCCACACUCUCGACACCACAUUCACUCAACCUCUGAUUCCAGGAUUUGCUAUCUGGUCCUCUGCUUCCUUAGUGUUCCUGUGUUGAGUUUAUGAGUGUGGUCCUGUUAGAGAAACAGUGACUGCUAAACACACACAUGUUUCAAAUUCAUUUAAAUUAUCCAAUCAGUUUGUUUAAACAUCUUUCACUUCUUCAUGUUAGAAAUCAAAAUCCUCAAAGUAUUGUAAUUUUAGCUUUUCUCGUUUUGUCUUUAUUGGAAUUUUAUGACAUUCGUUUAUGUAUUGAAUAAUUGAUUUUGCAGGUCUACAUUUAUAUUUAAAACAAAGAAUUAAAGAAUAAUUUUGCUGUUCACAUUUUUUAUUUUGUUUUUAACAUUUUAAUUUGAACCAUUUUGGUCAAAUAUUGGAUGUUUAACACAAGAACCGUAACUCCUAAAUUUAACCCUAUCUGUCUCAAACCUCAUGACUUUUCCUAAAAUUUAUGUCAUCUUGAGAACUAUAAAGUGUCUAUAUAUUAAUAUAUAUAUAUAUAUAUAUAUAUAUAUAUAUAUAU
Messenger RNA from Melanotaenia boesemani (Boeseman's rainbowfish), 4571 nucleotides. Its product is annotated as NACHT, LRR and PYD domains-containing protein 3-like. NCBI's taxonomy places the organism in Eukaryota, Metazoa, Chordata, Actinopteri, Atheriniformes, Melanotaeniidae. The record is from RefSeq and is a predicted model, not a curated record. Gene Ontology annotation, molecular function: protein binding. The coding region runs from base 297 to 4106 and encodes 1269 amino acids. The transcript is spliced from 14 exons.